GUUCGCUGUGGUCUCGCUGCCACCCGGCGACGGAGCCGGCACACACAUGGGCAGCGAGACGGUCAUCCGGGCACCUCAGCCGGGCAGCGGCAGUAACCGCAACCGCCUGGCCAAGUCGCUGGCCCGCAAGCUAGGCACCGCUGAAGACCGGCGCCCGCGGCCAUAAGCAGGAGCAAGGCGUCGGGCUGGCGUCGGUCGCACAGCUGGUGCGGAUCGCCAGUGCCAUCCUCAGGACCGACAAUCACAUGCUGCGCCAACACACAGUCCACGCGCUCUGCCACACACCAGCCGCCCACCUGCAGGAGCUGAUGCGCGAGCUGCGGCCGCUGGCUGACGCCUUGUUUGAUGACGGCUCUGCCGCUGUCCACCGCAACUACCUGCACGUAGCCGCUGGCAGCGCUGGUCUGGCGAUCAAGAGCAACAGUCCGGCCGCGCAGCCGCCGAUGCUGCCAACCAGCAGCAACGACGACCUGGCCAGUGACGCGAGCAGCGUGCCGAGCAGCCGCCGGGCCGGCAGCUUCGAUGCGGCAGCCAAGGACGAUCCAACGGCGGCUGGGUCUACUAGCGUGCAGCGCCGCAAGCGGCUAAGGCACUCGCUGGCGCAGCUGUACAAGCAUGUAGCCAGACAACUGGCGGCCCGCGACACCAGCGGCCGUGCGCUGUUCCAGGACGACCUGGUGAUAUCGCAGCUGAUCGCGUAUGUGCGCGAAACACGUACGUUCCUGACCGACGCCAACGCCGUGUCAGAGCCCGAGCACCAGGGCCUGCGCAUGCAGUUCUGCGGGCUGGUCGAAGCCCUCUACUACUUCCUGUCCGAGCCCGCGACGCAGCCACUGCUGCCCAAGGCCGCCCGCCGCUUCACCCACGAGACCCGCCGCGGGCUGUACCAGCUGUGCGAGCGCUGGUGCGGCCCGGACCCGUCAAAGGACGACCGGCUGCGUCGCGCGGCCCUGCGCUCGCUGGCCGUGCUGUGCCGCGGAGCUCCCGCCAAUACAAGCGAGGGCGGGCCACGCGACCAGCCGGCGCUUCUGGCCUGGGUAGCCGAAGCCCUGGCCGACCGCAGCCUGCAGAGCAUCGCCCAGCAUGCCAUUUCGUGGACGGUGUUGGCCGACCCUGCCGGCGUUGAGAUGCUGCGUGCGCUGGUCCAGCUGGCAUACGGUGACGGCCGCGUCGCCCUGGGCUGCCUGGCUGCACUGACCAGCGUCUUGGCUAGCGACACGCUGCUACCCGAGUGCCAGCCGUGGCUGCUGGUGCUGCUGCUGGUGCAUGUGCAGGCCGACCAGCGCAUGCUGCGGCGCCAGGCACUGCUUCUGCUGCAGACGCUGCGCCAGGACCCACACAUGACUGCAGCCCUGGCCCCCGCAAUCCUCGCCGACGUGCCGGUCGUCGCCCGCCGCGCCGCCUGCCAGCUGGCCGAAAAUGUGGCCGGGGCUUUCCCUGAGAUGUCAGCCCAAAUCUGUGCUGAGGUCGCGCACCAGGUUAGUGAAUUGCCGGAGCCACGGCUCGCCUGCCUUCUGCGCAUCCUGCGGCCCUGGCUCGCCAACGUCCAGCUCGCUGCCUCCGAGCCUCCCCCCAGCAUGGCGCCGGGCACUGCCAUCAGUGAGGAUUCCCAGCACGUGCUCCAGUGCCUGUUGCUGAUCACCACACGCGCCGGCGCCGCCCACAUCGAUGCCAUGCAAGAUGCUUGGGCGGCGGUGGUCGAAAGCCCCACGCAUGGUCAGUGCAAUCAGCGCGUGGUCGUGCAAUUCCUGGUCACCUUGCUUCUGUGCUUGCGUAGCUCUGCAUUGCUGGUGCUUGUGCGACGCGUCUGCGUGUUCCUGGCGCGGUCCACCCACCGCACGCAGCUUCUGGACCAGCUGAUUAGCGAAACCUGCCGCCCCUCAGCCUUCGUCCCCCUGCCGCACAUUCCCGAGGAUCACAGCCUGUGGGCAGAGGAACUUCGAGCAGCCAUGGGUCACGGCGAGACUGUGCAGAUUGCCACUGGUGCCCUAGCGCUGUACUGCCUGAAUGCCAUUGCCCUGGAGCUGCCGCUGCCGCUACUGCGUGUUCUACCGCCAGCCCUGUUCGCCAUCGCCUACCCAGAGCCAUGGGUACGUGUCUCGGCGCGUGCGCUGAUCCGCACUCUGGUCGCGCAGCAGCCUGGAGAUCCCAAGCCCUUGCUUGCCAUUCUGCGCAGCCCUGCGUGCCUUUCUGGCUUCGGCCACCUGGACAAAAAAGACAGCACCGAUCUGCUGGACACUUUGCCUAGCGACCUUUUACCGCGCGCCGGCGAGCCGCCAAAUGACCAGUCCCGCAUCACAUUGCAGACUUUGGUGGCUGGGCUCUCGCAAAGCAUCUCCUCCCCAGAGUUCGCCCAGUCACUGGCCACUGAUGCCGUGAACUGGGCCAUGGGGUGCCCGGUGCGCCAUAUGGCCGCGCUUUCCUUGCAGAUAUUCAGCUCCCUGGCUAUCGAGGCCCAGCAUGGCUCGGUGGUAGUCACGCCGACGCGCAAUAUGGUGCUCCGAUUGAUCGACCGUCUCUCCAAUGUGCUGGAGAAUGAGCCUGAGCUGUCCGUAUUCGCUGAGACCGUCCUGCAUGCCUUGCGUCAGGUCGCCAUUCUGGUUGUGCGCAAUGCCGACGUGGAGAUUGUCAGCGACCUGAUGGCCACUGCAAUCUCUGUCAUGCAGGUCGCUGGCAGCGGCGUCUAUGCCGCUGCAUUGGGUGUCUUCGAGCGUGUGUUCCCACUGGUCACCGAUCACGACAAUAUCAGGGCCAAGAUACGCGCAAAAGCCGGCUUGAAUGUCUCUGGCUACCAGCCAGCAUUACUGCAUGGCCUGAAGUUCAGUGCCUGCCGUGAACGCUGCCUUCGGCUGUUGCGCGAGGAACCGUGCAUGGACAUCGCGAUACUUUCAGUAGCUGCCCACCUACCGUCCAUGCUGGAGCCGUCCUGGGACGAAACACCUGCCGACCGCCAUGCCCCUGUGACCUCGCUAUUCGACAAGUACCACAGCUUUGUGCAGCGGGCAUUAACCGGCACAACCGCAGACGAGUCCCGAAAGUUCCUAUCCCUUCUGCUCUCCCACCUCUCGUCGCCGACUAAUUCCAAUAACCUGGUACGCCAAUUCGGCUACUGCGCAUCCGACCAUUCGCCUUCGGAUUUCCUCUCGGUGCUCCUCGAUCUCUGCUCGCCCUCCAUGCGCGCCCGCACCGCCCUCAAACACCUGUCUGCACUGCAGUUCGCCUCUCUCCAGUCGACGCCGCUGUUGGGUGAAAUCAGACGCAUUGCCAUCUCCCUCGACUUAUUUGCCAGCGUCCUAUCAUGCUCGCAGGUGGCCACAUUAGCCGUGGAUCUCCGCCUCUUGGUGCAACUGAAUGUCAUGGCCGGCAUUAUUGCUAAGCGUGCCGAGAGGGCAUUGCUGCUGGUACUGCAACGGGCCAGAGAGCGCAUCGGCGAUGCGGAUGGCUUGGAUGUCGCCAGACAAGCGCUGGCCAGGAUUGUCGCUAUGGGCGUCGACGAUGAGCACCUUGGCUGUGACGAUAUUGUCGGGAGUGAGAGUGGAGACGAGGAUUUGCUGAGGGAUUUGGAUGACUUUGAUCGUAUGUUGGAUGAAGCUCUUUUGCAGUAAUAUAGGCCCCAUUUUUACUCUGGAUUUUGCUCAUGUGGUGCUAUAUCAGACUCAUCGCUACCAUUGCUCCGUUGACCACCAACGACUCUGUCAUAAUGCCCACAAACAUAUUUGUAAGCACACCCCCAUUCCUAUUUACCUUGGCUUUCCCAAAUAACCACAUUUGCCAGUUAAUAGUUCA
Messenger RNA from Linderina pennispora, 3786 nucleotides. RefSeq lists its product as uncharacterized. Bases 246 to 3605 code for a protein of 1119 amino acids. Gene Ontology annotation, biological process: cell morphogenesis. Lineage: Eukaryota; Fungi; Kickxellomycota; Kickxellomycetes; Kickxellales; Kickxellaceae. The transcript has a single exon. The record is from RefSeq and is a predicted model, not a curated record. Gene Ontology annotation, cellular component: site of polarized growth; cell cortex.